Diaporthe batatas is the source of this 939-nucleotide messenger RNA. RefSeq lists its product as uncharacterized. Bases 82 to 888 code for a protein of 268 amino acids. The transcript is spliced from 2 exons. Lineage: Eukaryota; Fungi; Ascomycota; Sordariomycetes; Diaporthales; Diaporthaceae. The record is from RefSeq and is a predicted model, not a curated record.
UGGCAUUAUUCGUAACAACACUGUAGCAAGCAGACAGCCCCAACAUAAACCGUUCGAGUACCCUGCCAGGUCUGAAUAAAAAUGCCAGACGACCAAGCUGAAGCAAAAGCUCACCUCAAAGAGCAUGGCUGGGCACGGAUUUCCUCCGUGCUCACCAAGGAGGAGGCGGCACAUGCGCUGGACCGGUUGUGGAAAGCCAAGGCCGUGGUGGAAGCUGAAGGCGAGCAGACAUAUCUGGAUUUCCUGGACCCAAACCCAAGCAAUGUCCGCGUCUUCUACCUCAUGGCUGUCGACAAGAUCUUCCGCGACCUGAUUUCCCAUCCCACCGCCAUUGAUAUGGUGAGGUCACUGCUAGGCGAGGAGUUUAUAAUCUCCAACUUCACGGCCAACAUCGCCCGGCCAGGAUCCAAGAGCAUGGCGCUGCACUCUGACCAGAGCAUUGUCUUCCCGGACCCCUGGCAAGACAUCUGGGCUCUGAAUGUUAUUUGGUGCCUGACCGAUGUUACUAAGGAGAAUGGGGCGACGAUGUACAUCCCUGGAUCGAAUAAGUGGGUCACGCGAAAAGAAGUUCCCGAUAACGCGCCCGAGCUGCUAGUCCCGUUUCAAGGCAAGGCGGGUGACAUUAUUAUUAUGGAUGGGCGAGUAUGGCACACAAGUGGGUCCAAUACGACCAAGGACCAAGACCGCGCACUAUUAUUCGGGUACUACACCAAGGGAUUCAUGCGGCAACAGGUCAACUGGACAGCAAAGUUGUCAAAAGAGGUACAAGAAACGCUGACCCCAGAACAAAAGAAGUGGCUUGGGCUAGGUAUUGUCGGUAAUAUUGGGGUCACGGGUGAUUUCAGAUACAUGUCGGUGCAGUAUCCGGAGUCAGGAGUAGCACAGUGAGAGUUCUGUCACAACGGACGUUUAAUUCGAGAAUAAGCAGUAUACACAUGG